Amborella trichopoda is the source of this 1363-nucleotide messenger RNA. Its product is annotated as Lactate/malate dehydrogenase family protein. Gene Ontology annotation, biological process: pyruvate metabolic process; lactate metabolic process. Gene Ontology annotation, molecular function: L-lactate dehydrogenase (NAD+) activity. The record is from RefSeq and is a predicted model, not a curated record. Gene Ontology annotation, cellular component: cytoplasm. Lineage: Eukaryota; Viridiplantae; Streptophyta; Magnoliopsida; Amborellales; Amborellaceae.
CCAACAAAAAUAUCCAGUGAAACUUGCAACCCAAACAUACGAAGAACAGCGACUGCAAUCCUGCUCCAAUGGCCGCCGCCUCCGCCUCUCUGCCACCAGUCAAGAACGGGCUCGACGCCGCUCAUGCUCUUCUCCUGAACCCAAUUCAUGACACGGAGCCACCAUCGCCGACAAAGCGCCACACCAAGGUCACGGUCGUUGGGGUGGGCAACGUCGGUAUGGCCAUCGUGCACGCCAUCCUCUCCCAGCACCUGGCUGACGAGCUCGCCCUCAUCGACGCCCAGGCCGACAAGCUCCGCGGAGAGGUCCUCGACCUGCAGCAUGCCGCGGCCUUUCUCCCCCGAACGACAAUCAAGUCCUCUACUGAUGUGUCCUCUGCCGCAUACUCCGACCUCUGCAUCAUCACCGCCGGGGCCCGCCAGAGGCCCGAGGAGUCCAGGCUCGACUUGUUGAAACGAAAUGUUCAGAUUUUAUCUGCGAUCGUGCCUCGGCUUGCUCGCGCAGCCCCGAACUCGACCAUACUCGUGGUUUCGAACCCGGUCGAUGUGCUGACAUAUGUCACGUAUAGGCUGUCAGGGUUCCCGGCGAAUAGGGUGAUCGGAUCGGGGACCAACCUCGACUCUUCCAGGUUCAGGUUUAUGAUUGCGGAGCAUCUGAGGGUGAACGCCCACGAUGUGCAGGCGUACAUGGUCGGCGAGCACGGCGACAGCUCUGUGGCUCUGUGGUCGAGCGUCAGUGUCGGCGGGGUUGGGAUCGUGGGGUUGGUGAAGGGCGAGGAUGCGGUUCUUGAAGAGAUGCGCGAGCGUGUUGUGAAGAGCGCGUAUGAAGUGAUCGCACUGAAGGGGUACACGUCGUGGGCGAUUGGGUACUCGGUGGGGAGCUUAGCAGGGACACUCCUGAGGGACCAGAGGAAGAUACAGCCGGUGAGCGUGGUGGCCAAGGGAUUCCAUGGGAUUGAAGAGGAAGUGUUUUUGAGCUUGCCGGCACAACUGGGGAGGAACGGGGUGAUUGGAGUGGUGAAUGUGGAGCUUACAGAGGAGGAGACCAAACGGCUCAGAGCGUCUGCAAAGAAGCUGUGGGAGGUGCAACAGGAGUUAGGGAUAUGAACGAGGCGCGGCGAUCCGCCUGCAUCGGUCUCUCUAUCUGAGCUAGAGGCAUAGAAUAAAUGUAUUUCCCUCUUCUGUUUUCAGUUUUUCUCUUUCCCUCUUCUGUUUUCAGUUUUUCUCUUUCCCUCUUCUGUUUUCAGUUUUGUUUGUUACAUCAAAUGCUUUGUUUAGAAGACUGGAUCGAGAUCUUUGUAGGGUCCAUAUGUUUUGUAUGUUAUAUAAGUUUUUGUGAAAAUCCACAAGAUAAAACAAAAGCA